AUGAAACAUAUUAUUAUUCAUGUUCAUGUCCUUUUUUUAUUUGAUUUACAAACACAAGAAUGUAAACAUUAUUCACAAGUACAAUGUGGUAAACGAUUUGAAUCAAAAGAUGCUUGCGAUUAUCAUCAUUCUCAAAUAUAUAAUUCAAUAAAAAGAAAACCAUGUUGGUUAAAACCAAGUUGUUGUCAUAAAGAAAAUGUUUUUUUAUGGAAAUCAAAUACAUGA
Messenger RNA from Rotaria sp. Silwood2, 225 nucleotides. The record is from the annotation of a GenBank genome assembly. Lineage: Eukaryota; Metazoa; Rotifera; Eurotatoria; Philodinida; Philodinidae.